AUGAAUAAAUCCUUCUCUCACUCAUGUCGGCUAGACUAUAUUCAACUCUCAGAUGGGCGCUACCUCAGUUAUGCAAUUUACGGCGAUCUACAGGGACACCCAGUCCUACAUUGUCAUGGCUUCCCAGGAUCGCGACUCGAAGGGGCCCUCUGGCAUGAUGCCGCUCUGAAAUACCACAUAAGACUGAUCGUGCUCGACCGACCAGGCUUCGGCUUUUCAUCAUUCCAGCCCCAACGCAGCAUUACGGACUGGCCUCGCGAUGUAGCUGCUUUGCUCCAUCACCUCGAACUUGACGAGUUCUAUCUACUUGGAACUUCAGGCGGCGGUGCUUACGUUCUUGCCUGUUUACAUCAACUACCCGAGGGUCGAGUUCGCGGAGCGACUAUUGUGUCGGGCAUCUAUCCUUUCGAACUUGGGAUUGAGGAUAUGCCACUGAUGCCACGGAUCAUGGUAUUCCUCGCAGUAUGGCUGACCCCUCUUAUGGCGGCACUUAUAUACCUAGUGCUAGGUCGUGCAGCUCGAGCAAAAGAUCCAGGAGCCUUCAACAAGGCAUUCAUGAGGGAUGUCAAAAUGCGUCCUGAGAUCGACCACGCUUGUUUGGAGGAUGAAUCAUACAAAAAGAAGUUCUUAUCAUCAGUCAGGGAAGGUAUCAGAGCGAACAGUUACGCAUUUGCCUGGGAGGCUAGGCUUUUGGGAGGAGACUGGGGCUUUCCACUAGACGAGAUUCAUGCUACUCGCUUGACUCUGUGGCAUGGGAACAUGGACAUUGGCAAUCCUGUCAGCAUGACAAGAAGAGCAGUUACGCUAUUGAGGGGUGUGAGAUUAUUCGUGUUGGAUGAGGGGCAUCUAAGUUUGCCGGCGAGACAUAUGGAGGAAAUUUUGCAAGAGUUAGUGAGCACUUAA
Molecule: messenger RNA, 903 nt
Organism: Dothidotthia symphoricarpi CBS 119687
Lineage: Eukaryota; Fungi; Ascomycota; Dothideomycetes; Pleosporales; Dothidotthiaceae
Product: alpha/beta-hydrolase
Exons: 1
Coding region: 1-903 (300 amino acids)
Source: RefSeq, a predicted model, not a curated record